This is a messenger RNA of Arabidopsis lyrata subsp. lyrata, 623 nucleotides long. RefSeq lists its product as uncharacterized. NCBI's taxonomy places the organism in Eukaryota, Viridiplantae, Streptophyta, Magnoliopsida, Brassicales, Brassicaceae. The coding region runs from base 65 to 532 and encodes 155 amino acids. The transcript has a single exon. The record is from RefSeq and is a predicted model, not a curated record.
UAUUGAACCUCCUUAUUUACACACUCACAAACCUAAUCAGCCACAAAAACAAAAAGAGAAGACUAUGGAGAUUCCGCCGUCACAAUCUCCGGCGACGCCACUCCGUCGUACAAAAUCCAUAUCCACCAUGACGACUUUGACUCCUCCCGAAAUCCCUUUCGACAUGGCUUCAACGCCGCCGUCUUCGUUCGAUUAUGAGCUCAUCUCCAUAAAACCAUCCUCUUUCGUAGCUUACACUUCUCUCAGAGAUAUCAUCUCUUCUCCGAGUAACUCUUCACUCAAUUUACCGACGAUCAACGGUAGCUUCUCUCCGGUUACAUCCACCGCCGGAGAUAUCUCGAUUCGUAACCGUCUCGUUAAGAAAGCUGCUUUGUCUUAUCUUCAACCAACGGUGCUUACUUCGUCGGAGGAUUCUGCUGGUUCUCAAUUCCUCCGCCGUGUAUGGAUUCAUUUAUCCGCCGGAAUUCGGUUCUUGAGACGUGUAUUUGAUUGGAUUUUUCAAUCGAUUCGUGUUCCUUUGAUUGUCAAAUAGUUCAUAUAAAUUUUGAUUUGGGGAUAAAAUUCUCGAAGAGAAAUUGGAUAAUAAUUGGAUUUCAUGAAUUGAACAAAAAUCUGUUUGUAUA